CCGUUUCUCCAUAGCAACCGUUGCACGGGCUUGUGCGCGUUCUCGCGUUUCCAUAGUAACCGAGAAUGCGUCAGCAGCGCUAUGAAAGUUUGUCUGCAAGCAACUGAUACACAACCGCAGAAGAUCUCGCUAUCUGCCCUAGUGGAGCCUUGCUUGUGGGAAGGAGUAAGGACUUAUGGACAUGGAUAUAUAAUUUAACGUUUAAUGGAUCUUCAGCUGCCUAAUAAUGCCUACUAAAAGUGCCAAAACGAAAGGUCCAGGUAAAUCAAGCAGUAAAGGCAAGAAGAAGUCAAAAAAGUCAAAGAAGCCUAAAGCACCAAAACCCGAGGUGGAUAUACUCAGUCCAGCUGCCAUGCUCAAUGCUUACUAUAUAUCCCACAAUGCUGUGGACUGCCUAGGCUUUCGUGGUUUUACUUGGCCUGAAGCACCAAAAAAGAAAGGAAAAAGAGGAAAGAAAAAAUAAAUAACUUUACUAGCAUGAGCCAAAAUGGCAUUUACAUUUUUUUUUUGCAUUGCCAAAAAUGUUGUACUGUAACUAUAUUUGGCCAAAAUGUACUUACAAUAGAUUUAUUGUAAUGCAGUAGUCUGGAUAUUCAGCAUUUAUACAUUGUUGGUGUUCAUUUGUAUAUCAUAUGGCCAGUAGAACCAGUUGUAUCACUUUUAUAUAUUCUAAUAAUAAACAGCCUU
Molecule: messenger RNA, 687 nt
Organism: Xenopus laevis (African clawed frog)
Lineage: Eukaryota; Metazoa; Chordata; Amphibia; Anura; Pipidae
Product: small lysine-rich protein 1-like
Exons: 3
Coding region: 227-463 (78 amino acids)
Source: RefSeq, a predicted model, not a curated record